Messenger RNA from Ambispora leptoticha, 201 nucleotides. The record is from the annotation of a GenBank genome assembly. Lineage: Eukaryota; Fungi; Glomeromycota; Glomeromycetes; Archaeosporales; Ambisporaceae.
AUGCAAAAAGCUGUAGUAUGGGGCGAACGCAAGUUUUUACGAGCUGUUCGUAAUACAAAUCAAGGCUUCAGGUCGCAUACAUUUUCAAUCUCGGACAGAUCUACGUCAAACGCUUACUUUCGUGCACAAAACUUAUCUGGAAUUGUUUUAUAUCUCAUACUUGCACACGCUAUCAGCAUAUACUUAUACACAUCGUUAUGA